AUGCCUCGUGGUUACAAGAGAGCCGUUGUUGGGGUGUCACACCCCACCCCCCACAUCUCGCUAGCCACUGCAACACCAGAUCUGCCGGUAUUCCCAAGCGCACUUCCACGCUACAUGGCUUGCCAUUCCAAGUCCGCCCGUGUUUCCCGGACCUUGGCGCCGCACGGAGUACAGUCAUCACAGUUCACCGACGGCCGUCAGGUCUUGGAAAAGCACUUUCCUUCCGCGCUGUUCGGUGAUCGGACUCCCAUUCGGAUGCCUAAGGGGCUCGGUCACCGAUCGGGGUGUGGUGGUGCGCGAUUCUCGGACAUUCGCUCACUCUCGACAAUUAAUCGUGUCGAGUUCUUCUUUGCAGACCCGGGUCUGUUUGAUAAUUCCAUUGCCAGCCUGGCCCAGGAAAUGACCUCGACGCGUCAGGAACAGUCUGAAGUAUCAGACGUCCAGUCCGACUCAUCGUUCGACCAGAACGAGGAUGACCAGUCGGACGAGUCCGUGACGGACGAGUCUGAGUCUGAGUCGUACAGGUAA
This is a messenger RNA of Diaporthe amygdali, 528 nucleotides long. RefSeq lists its product as uncharacterized. The record is from RefSeq and is a predicted model, not a curated record. NCBI's taxonomy places the organism in Eukaryota, Fungi, Ascomycota, Sordariomycetes, Diaporthales, Diaporthaceae. The coding region runs from base 1 to 528 and encodes 175 amino acids. The transcript has 4 exons.